Molecule: messenger RNA, 399 nt
Organism: Sodiomyces alkalinus F11
Lineage: Eukaryota; Fungi; Ascomycota; Sordariomycetes; Glomerellales; Plectosphaerellaceae
Exons: 1
Coding region: 26-340 (104 amino acids)
Source: RefSeq, a predicted model, not a curated record
GGUCCCGGUACUAGGGCCCGACUCGAUGGGACCCCUGGCCAUGUCGUGUCGUGUCUUGUCGUGUUGUCUGCACCCAAGCUUCCCUCCAGCUCUCCCCACCCAUCGUCGAUCGAUUCAUGCUGUCAUAACUGGCGGAGGCGGCAGCAGACGCGGCAGCACCAGCACCAGCUCCAGCACCAGCUCCAGCCCCAGCCCCAGCCCCAGCUCCAGCUCCAGCUCCAGCUCCAGCAACAGCAACAGCAGCAACAGCUACAGCAACAAUGGAAAAGGAGACCGAAAGCAAGGACCCGGAACGAUUAGCCGAGAUUCAAUGGCCAUUUGCCAAUGCCCCAAGCCAUGAUCCAUCAUCCACCCCCCCUUAUAUAAACCCCCGUCCGCGGGGAAUGCUGCCCUUCGCCC